CGUCCAGCAGGUGUCAGUGUGGACCGUUUGUUUCUUCUCUGAUCACGUGUGAGUUUCGGCUCAACCUUGAUGGAGUCGCACGUGAAAUUAGACAUCUCGAGCUGAUCUGCGUAUUUAAUAUCGCCACAGUACAGAUGGCGAAGUAUUUGGCUCAGAUCAUUGUGAUGGGGGCUCAGGUGGUUGGACGAGCAUUCGCACGAGCUUUGCGUCAAGAAUUUGCAGCCAGUCAGGCAGCUGCUCAGGCCAGAGGUCAAGCAGGCAGACAGUCUGCGGCCGCGUCCAGCAUCACGGGUAUGACAAUACAAGAAGCCCAACAGAUACUGAACAUCUCCAAAUUAACACCAGAGGAGAUACAGAAGAGUUAUGAACAUCUAUUUAAAGUCAAUGAUAAAUCAGUUGGAGGCUCAUUUUAUCUUCAGUCCAAGGUUGUGCGAGCUAAAGAACGCCUGGAUGAAGAACUUUCCAUUCAACAACAAGACGAACAGCAGAAAACAAAACCACCUGACCAACAAACAUGAGCCUUACCCUCCUAACCCAUCCCAUUGUAAUUAUAACCCGAAACCCCAAUAAAGUCUUUUUCGUUUUGUACACUAAA
This is a messenger RNA of Paramisgurnus dabryanus, 595 nucleotides long. It is a transcript of the gene pam16, whose product is annotated as presequence translocase associated motor 16. Lineage: Eukaryota; Metazoa; Chordata; Actinopteri; Cypriniformes; Cobitidae. Gene Ontology annotation, cellular component: TIM23 mitochondrial import inner membrane translocase complex. Gene Ontology annotation, biological process: protein import into mitochondrial matrix. The record is from RefSeq and is a predicted model, not a curated record.